GUACAGGUGAGGACAGCAAUUCGAGAGAAGACAACAUGUGUCAGAGAGGCUUUGUGCCUCCAGUUAGGUGUCGAGCAGGAGAAGCCUGUGUCUGUGUAAGGGUUUAAAUACAACAGCAUGACAGUUUUCAUAUACAUGAAGUUUAAUAUUGUCUAUUUCGUCUUGGCCCAGGGCCCCGGAGGUCAUUCUGGGUCUGGUCUACAUGCAGCCAAUAGACAUGUGGUCUCUCGGUCUAGUUGCAGCAGAACUUGCCCUGGGAUUCCCGCUUUUUCCAGCAAACCAUGAAUUUGACAUGAUGAAGUUUAUCGUGGACACCCUGGGUCAGCCACCAGAUUAUCUGCUGAACUGUGGACAAAGAAGCAACCACUUCUUCAAGAUUCAGGGCAGCUACAACCAGCACACCUGGAGACUGAAGACUCCAGAGGACUUUGCUGCAUUUACUGGGCACCAUUUCAGAGACACCAGAAGUUUUCGCUCUCUGGAUGCUUUAGAGAAGCUGUUGUAUUUUAAAAACAAGGCCGAGAUGAAGGAGGUGCCACACUUUGUGGACCUCUUAAAAAAGAUGCUGAUGGUGGACAAAAAUGGACGAAUAAUACCCCUGGAGGUGCUGGAGCAUCCAUUCUUCUCUGUGGAGCAGCACACUGACAGCACCCAAAACAUAGCCAUUACAAACCUGACAAUGAACAUGGAGGAGCUAAACGUCAUUCAGGAGCCUUCCUUACAGAGGAACAGUAUUGCAUCCAAGGAUUGCAUGACUCCUCAUGAGGAAACAGUUUUUACCUGUCCAGAAAACAUCUCUGCAAAGCUGGAGGAUGAGGAGGAUGUAGAGGAUGUAACAGCACUCAUCCAGCCUGAGGUCGUGGUGAAUCUGCAGACAGAAGCUGUCUCCACCGUGGAAAUGAAAAGCCAUGAAUCAACAUAAUAACUUUAGUAGCCUAUUUUUUAACUUUUCAAUGUCAUUUGUCAAUAAACACAUGGACUGACUUCAAAA
Seriola aureovittata is the source of this 991-nucleotide messenger RNA. RefSeq names its product homeodomain-interacting protein kinase 2-like. Lineage: Eukaryota; Metazoa; Chordata; Actinopteri; Carangiformes; Carangidae. The record is from RefSeq and is a predicted model, not a curated record. Gene Ontology annotation, molecular function: protein serine/threonine kinase activity; ATP binding. Gene Ontology annotation, biological process: peptidyl-serine phosphorylation; peptidyl-threonine phosphorylation. The transcript is spliced from 5 exons. Bases 203 to 922 code for a protein of 239 amino acids.